This is a messenger RNA of Fonsecaea pedrosoi CBS 271.37, 1437 nucleotides long. RefSeq lists its product as uncharacterized. The transcript has a single exon. The coding region runs from base 1 to 1437 and encodes 478 amino acids. Lineage: Eukaryota; Fungi; Ascomycota; Eurotiomycetes; Chaetothyriales; Herpotrichiellaceae. The record is from RefSeq and is a predicted model, not a curated record. Gene Ontology annotation, molecular function: oxidoreductase activity.
AUGCAAGCUCCGCAUCACUUAUCAAUACCAGACUCGGAAGUCCCACCGCGGCCCCGACUACCGAGUGCCGAAGCGGAUCUGAAACCGGUAGCCGUCUCAGUCUGCACACCCAGCCGGAACCAUGCAUCUAUUUUGAUAAGGGUGAAUUCGAAAGACUACCUUGUGGAGAGCCGAGAUCAUGCUCUACCGAGCUCCCUACUGUGUAAUCUAGCCACGGUCCAGACCCACAGCAGCCUGGCUCUGGCUAUUGACUCUGACAGUCGACACAGGGAGAAAAGCCGGCAACUUGCCAACAUCAAAAGAUCAUCAAAAUACUCAGCAAGUCGAUUUGUUGGCACCCUAUCGCCGAAUCCUACAUCACUCAUCAUUUCAGGUCUAAACAAAGACUUUGACAAACCGAAAACAGAUUGCUCGAGACAACCUUCACUUAUGGCCACCAUGCGUGCAGUCGACAUCAGAGGCGAGACAGGACCUGUUUCGGCCUUGUUCAUCAAUGCCGAGACACCCAUACCCGAGCCCACGCAGAAUCAGGCCCUGGUGAAAAUCAAAGCAUUUGGACUCAACCGCAUGGACCUCUUGCAGCGGGAGGGCAAGUACCCGGUACCGCCUCAAGCCCCGAAGACUAUGGGCGUUGAGUUUUCAGGCAUCAUUGAAUCCUUUGGAUCUCCCUCUUCCACUCUAGACUUCAACGUCGGAGAUGAGGUCUUUGGUUUGGCUUAUGGUGGCGCAUACGCCGAGUAUAUCGCCGUUAGCACGUCUAUGCUCAUUCACAAACCCAAAGAACUCAGCUGGGAACAGGCUGCCGGGGUGCCUGAGACCUGGAUCACUGCCAUCCAAGCUCUGUACCUGGUCGGUGACUAUCAAGAAGGCCAGAGCGUCUUGUGGCAUGCUGGGGCGAGCGGCGUCAGUAUUGCCGGAAUCCAACUCUCGAAGGCUGCCGGAGCGUCGGCGGUCUAUGUCACCGCGAGUACGCCAGCCAAAAUUCAAUUCUGCAAGUCUAUCGGCGCGACCGAGGGGUUCAAUUAUAGAGAAGGCGACUGGGCUGACGCGUUACUUGCCUACACGGGAGGAAAGGGCGCAGACCUGAUCGUGGACUUUGUGGGGGCCGACUAUUUCAGGCAGAACCUGAAAGCGGCAGCAAGGGAUGCCCACAUUGUCAACUUGGGCUGGCUAAGCGGGACCGUCGUCAAGGGCGACGUCGACAUCAGUGCUUUUCUCGGCAAGAGAUUGAGGUUCGAGGGGAGCAGUCUCCGGAGUCGCGACGAGCCGUACCAAAAGAAACUGCGGGACUUGCUGGUCGAGCACGCGCUGCCCAGGCUUGUGGAUGGCCGGUUCAAAAUCUUCAUCGAAAGGGUUUUUGACAUGGACGAGAUCCAAAAGGCGCAUGAAGUGUUGGAGUCGAACCAGACCAUGGGCAAACUCAUAUGUAGGGUGUAG